CCGAGCUCCCGGGGUGUCCUCCCUCCCUGUCCCCGCUGAUCUCUGGUCAUUCGCGCCAGCCCCAUGUCAAGUCUCCGCCCGUGCUCUCAGCCGCCCGAGAGCCGCAUCAGCUGAUCUGUCACGUGGUCUGAUGUCCUGGGUUUGCAAAAUGGAGUUGUCUGAGUCUGUGCAGCGGGGGCUGCAGUCUCUCGCAGACGCGUCCUCCUUCGACCAGAGCGGCUUCCAGGCGCUGGUCGACGUCUCGUUCCGGAGCCUGCUCUCCGCUCGGGGCGACCCCGAAGUCCUCGAUCAGCCCGAGCUGAAGCAGGUCGACCAGAUCCUGCUGAAACAGACGCACACUGCGGCGGCCACCUUCAUACUGGAGGCGGUCAAACACAACGCAGACCGGUCGACCAUCAGUUCCAGCCUUGAAGAACUCACCUUCAGUGCUGAGAGAAUAGAAAUAUUCUAUUGCACAUAUCAGACACAUAAAAAAGAACUGGGACGUCUAUUAGCAAGCAUAGGGAGGCGAACACCUCGGAUCAACGACGUUUCCUGGCGUCUGCAGUACCACGUGAAGAAUGGACAGGUCGAUAAGGUCAACGAGCCUUUCUACUUGAUGUCAUUAAACACGGAGAAUGAAGGAUCCUCGGAAGAUAUCAACUUCACGUGCACAAUGGAGCAGUUGCAGGACCUGGUGGGGAAGUUGAAAGACGCAGCCAAGAGUGUGGAGAAAGCCAGUCAGAUGUGAUGUGAUGCCGGUGUCCUGUUCCCUCCGCCGGAUCUCACCGAUGUCUGACACCCAGGACUGACAGUGACCCUAGUUAUCAUUCCACAUUUUUUUGUUUCAAUUAAAAAGAGAGCGAUGAAAUAAAAAAAAUCCAUCUUCUGCUUUGACGUCAA
This is a messenger RNA of Scophthalmus maximus (turbot), 882 nucleotides long. RefSeq names its product COMM domain containing 3 (gene commd3). The transcript is spliced from 8 exons. The record is from RefSeq and is a predicted model, not a curated record. Lineage: Eukaryota; Metazoa; Chordata; Actinopteri; Pleuronectiformes; Scophthalmidae. Gene Ontology annotation, biological process: sodium ion transport. The coding region runs from base 131 to 730 and encodes 199 amino acids.